Sungouiella intermedia is the source of this 2082-nucleotide messenger RNA. The record is from the annotation of a GenBank genome assembly. NCBI's taxonomy places the organism in Eukaryota, Fungi, Ascomycota, Pichiomycetes, Serinales, Metschnikowiaceae.
AUGACUUCUUUUCACUUCGAAGUGUCGUCUUCUCAAAAAAAUCUCCACGACCAUGUGUUGAAAGUGUUCCGUGUAUUGAUCGCUGAUCUUGUUCAGCAGUACAAUGGUGGACACCCAGGUGGGGCAAUGGGUAUGGCAGCUAUCGGGGUUGCUUUAUGGAAAUAUGUGAUGAAAUAUGCACCCAACGAUCCAGAUUACUUCAACAGAGACCGAUUCGUCUUAUCAAAUGGCCACACCUGUUUGUUCCAGUACGCAUUCCAACAUUUGGUGGGGUACAAGCACAUGGACAUUGAACAGCUCAAAUCUUAUCACUCCAAUCGCUUAGACUCAUAUUGUCCUGGUCACCCAGAGAACGAGUUUCCAGGCAUUGAAGUCACCACUGGAGCUUUGGGCCAAGGAAUAUCCAAUGCCGUCGGAUUGGCCAUUGCAACUAAGAACUUGCAGGCUACCUACAACAAACCGGACUUUCCUGUUGUCUCCAACCACGUUUUCUGUAUGGUAGGUGACGCGUGCUUGCAGGAGGGUGUAGCUUUGGAAUCCAUUUCGUUGGCAGGUCAUCUUGGUUUGAGUAACUUGACAGUCACGUAUGACAACAACCAGAUCACUUGUGAUGGAUCAGUGUCUAUUACCAAUACUGAGAACAUCAACGAGAAAAUGAGAGCAUGUAACUGGGAAGUCAUUGAGAUCAUGGACGGUUCCAACGACAUCGCGGCCAUUGUCGAAGCACUUGAAUAUUCCAAGAGUUCAGAUAAGCCAACUUUCAUCAACAUCCACACCAGAAUUGGUAUCGAUACCACCAUCGAGGGUGAUGCUGCAGCUCACGGAGCUGCCUUUGGUCAAGCCGAGGUUGACCGCUUGCACAAGGCUUACGGUUUCAAUCCUGAAGAAAGGAUUCACAUUCCUCAGGAUGUCUAUGAUUUCUUUGGUGACUUGCAAGCCAAAGGUGAUGAACACAAAAGGGAUUGGAACCUGUUGGUCGAACGGUAUUCUGCCGCAUACCCUGAACUUGCUCAGGAGUUUCUUUCAAGAGUCAGAGGUGAACUUCCAGACAACUGGAAGGCCGCCAUUCCACAAACUUUCCCGGAGCUGGACACUCCAUCGAGAGCAUCCAGUGGUUUAGUUAUUAACCCACUUACUGCUGCUUUCAAGAAUUUUUUGGUUGGAACUGCAGACCUCACGCCAUCUGUCCACAUGGCAUACAAGGGCAGAGUGGACUUCCAGAAUCCAGACCGGGACGCUCAAGGUGAUUUUCUGGGCCGUUACAUCCACUAUGGUAUUCGUGAACACAGUAUGGCUGCCAUUGCCAACGGAAUUGCAGCAUACAACGAGGGUACUUUCAUUCCAGUCACCUCAUCGUUCUUGAUGUUCUACCUCUACGCCGCUCCUGCCGUCAGGUACGGAGCCUUGUCUCAGCUUCAGGUAAUCCAUGUGGGAACUCAUGACUCUAUCGGUAUUGGUGAGGACGGACCCACUCACCAGCCCAUUUCGCUUCCGAUUCUCUUUCGUUCCAUGCCGAAUAUGAACUUCAUGCGCCCGUGUGACUCAGUGGAGACUGCUGGAGCUUGGGAAGUUGCUGUUGCUUCUAGGAAAAAUCCUUCGAUCAUUUCUCUCUCCAGACACAAGUUGAAACAAUACCCCCGGUUUUCUAGAAGAGAGUUAGUGGCGAAAGGAGCCUACCACUUCAACAAGGUCGACAAUGAGGUGUUGAACAUAAUUGGAGUGGGAUCGGAAAUGCAGUUUGCUGUGGAGGCUGCUCAGAUCUUGAACAAUAAAGGAAUUGCCACAUCGGUGAUUUCCUUUCCUUCGUACUACCUCUUUGAAAAACAACCCAAAGAGUAUAAGAGGCUGCUUUUGCAAAGAGGAAAGAUUCCAACCGUGGUAAUCGAAGCCUAUGCACCCAACGGAUGGGAACGAUACGCUACAGCUGGUGUCAAUAUGAAAACUUUUGGUAAGUCACUUCCUGGUCCAGACACCUACAAGUACUUUGGUUUUGAUUCUAAGGUUAUUGUCGAGAAAAUCGAGAAGUACUUGGAUACCUGGGGAGAAGACGAGAAUGUGCGCCAUGAGUUUGUUGAGCUUUGA